Messenger RNA from Cryptomeria japonica (Japanese cedar), 1002 nucleotides. RefSeq lists its product as uncharacterized. The transcript is spliced from 4 exons. The record is from RefSeq and is a predicted model, not a curated record. NCBI's taxonomy places the organism in Eukaryota, Viridiplantae, Streptophyta, Pinopsida, Cupressales, Cupressaceae. Bases 1 to 1002 code for a protein of 333 amino acids.
AUGGGUAAAAACAAAAACAACAAAUGGAAAUCACUUAUCGAACUAGGUGUCCAAGAUAUUCCAAGCCAAGGAAAUCAUUUCUCAAGUGAUGACCUUGAAUGGACACCUAUUGGAGUUGGUGGUCAAAUGGACUUAUGUGCUGCAAUCCCUCUUGAAAGGCUCCCUCACUUUGUCAAAGGAGAAGGUUUGUUGGAUAGCACAGAGACAAACUUUGUACGCAAGAAGCAUAGAGAGUCAAAUUCAAAUAAUCCUACUGAUCACACUACCAAGACAUAUUCAAGUUAUUGGUGUGCAUUUGGCCCCGAGGACAAUAGAGAAAAAAUUAGAAAAAAGAAAAGGAUAAGGAAGUUCAUCCAAAAAAGGGGUUGUCAGGCUCAUUUUCUUGUCAGGGUUAUGUAUGGUAGACCAGAUGUUGCUAUUAUUACAUACAAUGAAUUUACCCAUUGUGAUGCUAAUGGUGAAUUUUGUCAUGGAAAGGAUGAUCCUUCUAGUGGUCCAAGAAGCAAUUUUGCACCAAGAUUAUCAAAUGAGUGUAAAUCGUAUAUUGAAACCUUAUUACUAAUGGGUGUGGGGAUUGACACAAUAUGUGAGCAACACUACUUAGAUCAUGGUUUGACUAAAUUGAUGAAUAAGAGGGACACAUGUUUGUUGAGAAAAGAUGUGCUGAAUGCAUGGAAAAGAGUACGCUCCCUUCGAUCUCAAAAAAAUGAAGAUGAUGCAAAAAGUUAUGAGUUAUAUACAUUGCUUGUAUUUGAUGAACAAGAGGCCGGCAUACCUAUUGCAUGGGCAAUAUCCUCAAGAAAUAAAGUUGAGGAUAUAAAUGAAUGGCUUACAGAGGUUUAUAAAAGAGGAAAACAGAGUAAAGAAGAUUGGCAUGUCAAUGCAUUCAUGACAGAUGAUGCUAGUGCUGAGAUUGAGGCAAUCAGAUCAUCAUUUAAUUGUCGGAUACUUUUAUGUAUUUGGCAUGUGCGAAGGGCAUGGUUGAAGAAUGUGUAUAGGUAA